GCGCCUUUGCCACGUUGCUGUUCGGAGGGAAAAAGGGAGGAAGGAGGGGCCUUCGGGCAGAGCCGGAAGCGCUCGGGAAACUUCGGAGGCGGCUUUUAAAACCUCGCUCGCCUGAGGAGAACAAGAGGCGCGGAGGAGGCGUCGGCUGUGGCUGUUCUCCGCGAUGCUGACCGACAGUUUGGUGGAGGAGUUCGAGAUCCGCGAGGAUGAGCCUUGGUACGACCAGCAGGACCUGCAGCAAGAUCUCCAUCUUGCUGCUGAGCUUGGAAAGACACUGUUGGACCGGAACACUGAGCUGGAAACAUCCCUACAGCAGAUGUAUUCGACCAAUCAAGAGCAAUUGCAGGAAAUAGAGUAUCUUACAAAGCAGGUGGAACUUCUGCGUCAGAUGAAUGAUCAACAUGCCAAAGUUUAUGAGCAGCUUGAUGUUACUGCCAGAGAACUAGAAGAUGCUAAUCAAAAACUGGUUGCCGAUAGUAGAGGUGCACAGCAAAAGAUACUAAGCCUAACCGAGACAAUUGAAAGUCUUCAAAUACACAUUGAUGACCUCCAGAGGCAAGUGGAAGAGUUGAAGAAUUCUGGGCAAGGCCUCGUGAGCCGGGAAAGGCCUGAGCAGCCAAGAUCGGUUCACAGUUUUCCAUGUCUAAAGGAACUGUAUGACCUUCGCAAGUAUUUUGUUUACGAUCAUAUCUUUGCGGAAAAAAUUACUUCAAUGGACAGUCAGCCAAGUCCUCUAGAGGAAGAGAACCAGAACCUGAAAAAGGCCGUUACGCUCUUGCAAGCUCAGCUGAAUUUGGAAAAAGAGAAGAGGAUGACCAUCGAGGAAGAGUACAGUCUCAUGUUUAAGGAGAAUUGUGAUCUUGAGCAGCGGCUGGUGGAUGUUGAUCUGUAUCGUGCCAGAGCUGAAGAGCUGGAGGUUGAAGUGGCAGAAAUGAAGCAGAUCUUUCAGUCUGAAAACACAUUUGUGAAUGGGGUGGAAAAGCUCGUUCCGGAGUCCUUUUUUAUUUCCUUUAAAGACUCUUUAGAAAGAGAGCUGAGUCAGAGCCCUUCAGAGGGGCUGUCUUUAACUGUUCCGGAACUGGACAAACGGGCUCUCAAGAGGAGCAGCAGCGAGACCAUACUUGCCAGUGGCGCAGGAGGGGACCUCCUCAAAGGCCAUGAAGAGACCUGUAUUCGGCGGGCAGAAGCCGUGAAGCAAAGGGGCAUCUCUCUGCUUAAUGAGGUGGAUGCCCAGUAUAAUGCCCUGAAAGUCAAGUAUGAAGAACUUCUGAAGAAAUGUCAAAUAGAUGAAGAGUCAUUGAAACACAAGGCUGUGCAAACCUCAAAGCAGUAUUCCAAAGAUGUAAAUGUGGGAAAUGUAGUAUUGGACACGUGUACUAGAGCACCUGAGCCUACACCCAGCUCAUCUUCAUGUAGUCCACCUGAAUACAAACUGCUCUUUAAAGAAAUCUUCAGCUGCAUCAAGAAAACUAAACAGGAAAUAGAUGAACAUCGGGCAAAGUAUAAAUCUUUCCCUUCUCAGCCUUAACAUUUUCCUUCCCUUCUUUCUCUCUUACUUUCUGUCUCUUUCUUUCUGAAUGUACAUGUUAAUAUUACAUUAGGAAACAACCAUUCCUGACAUUGCCCUUUAAUGUUUCAUAUGAAACACAAGCUUGCAUGUAUGUAUUUUUCCAGGGUGUAUGUAAGAUUUUUUGUUGUUAGAACGGCUUGAUUCCACUAUAUUUUAAUCCAAAUUGCUCAGGGUCAGUUACUGACACUGAUUCGUUAGAAAACGUGGUGAGUUGUUUCAAAUAACUGCAAUGGUCAGUAACACAGGAGAUAUGAGAGCCAACCAAUAGUUUGGUAUUGGUAUACUGGUAUAGCGUUGUCACUCUUGAAAUCCUGGUUUAGAUUGUCUGUGGUCACGUGUUGAAAAAUAGAAACUCAUAUUUAGUGGCAAUUCAGAUACUAAGCAUGAUAUAAAUUAAGUUAUUUAUAAAACUAACACUACUUUAUUUUCAUCCCUGAUAUAAUGUUGGCACUGAAUAUUAUGUGAUUUCAUCAGAAAUACAAUUUUAGAAGAGUAAACAAUUCUGGACAGAUCCAUUGUAUGUUUGAUUUCCUUAAAUAGACUAAAAAUCCAAUCCUUUCUCUCUUAAGAGGAAAAAAUUAUUCAUAAGGAAUUAAGAGGAAGGAACUGCCCACUGAUCAAUGUUAAUCUUUGACUUGUACACUUUACAAUAUCUCCACUGAAAGUUUCCCAGUGCCAUAAAUUCAGAAUUACUUUAGAAGCAAGCAAAUUGUCUCUAGGCUUCAUUGGGAUUUUGGAAGCUCUUUUAAUUUCACUGAAAGCAGCAAUAAAAAUGCUUUCUGUGAAGAGAAGCCACUACUUUCUCUAGGUUUAUCCAUAAUGUGACGUAAGUCCCAGUCCCAUAGGCCCUCCAAAACCUUAUGUUACUUAAAGAAUUUGACUACCUCAAUCUGAAUAAGAUUGGAAUUGAAAAUCUGAUCGUGGUAUAUAAAGUCCACUGGUUAAAUGUAUUAAAGUAAAAAAAAGGCACUGUCAUACAUACUUUCCAAUUUCACCACAAACUAACAACUAAUUACCAGUAUAUGAGAAUCCUCUUUCAAACAGCUAAUUUAGCCCGUAUCAGUAUUGUUUCCUAAGUAAUGUGUGAGCACAACCUGAGAAAACACUAUUGCAGCCUUAGUCAGAUGUAGCUUAAACAAGUAAGUAUCCCUCCUGUGCACUUGAAUUGCUCUUGUUGUAGCAAAGGUUGUGUAAAGGGCUACGAGGUGUAACUGUUCUGUAUGUAGUCUGGUGUAGGUAUUUGAGGAGUGCUUUGACUGAAAGCAGGAGUGGGGCAAGAUAUGGCUCUGUAGAUGUUGGACCAUAGCUUCCAUCAGUCACGACCAAUGUGAUGGGAGCUACAAUCCAGAACCACUCAGGGCCAGAGAAAACCCACCUCUGACUUAAAGCCAAAGACUGUGGACCCUGCACACAGUUCUAAUAUUGCUGCUAAUGGGAUACUUGAUUUAAAAUACCUUUGGUUCAUUUUUAAUUGUUUAAAAAUGCAUUUAAUUGAAGAUGGGCAAUGUUUCAUAUAAAGCCUUGAGAAGCUGUAAAAAGGGAACAAAUAGGUUUUAAUAUAUACUAUAUCAUGGCUGCAGAACUUGGUGGUGUAGUUUGGGAACCUCGUUGAACCACCUCGGUGUUGUUGAAAAAUUCUAGCUCUAGAUCUUCAGCAGCUUUAGUGAGCAGUUCUGAGAAGUCCCCAAUACAGCAAGAUGACUGGCUCAUAAUGGAGCUAAAAAAAUUAGAAGGUGAAAACCAGUUCUCCAGCAUUUCAAAGGGUGAUUUGUUAGACUCCGUACCUAUAGUGAUGCAUGAUUGUUAAUUGUUAGGAAAAAAUAAGACUUGAGCCUCCCCUACCAAUGGUAUCGCAGCUUUAAUUCAAUUGCUGCUAUUUGCAAACUUCUCUGCCUUAUGUUCAGUGUAAAGUGGGGAUUGUUUGUUCUGUUUUGAAUAAGCUUUCUGUAGAUGGGAGACUUCCCAAACUGCUUAUUUAAAGUUAUUUAAAGCGUUAAGCUAUUGCAAAUAUUUUGUAAGAGGCAAAUAAAUCCCUUCAGCAACUAA
This is a messenger RNA of Anolis carolinensis (green anole), 3616 nucleotides long. RefSeq names its product cerebellar degeneration related protein 2 (gene cdr2). The record is from RefSeq and is a predicted model, not a curated record. The transcript has 5 exons. NCBI's taxonomy places the organism in Eukaryota, Metazoa, Chordata, Lepidosauria, Squamata, Anolidae. The coding region runs from base 164 to 1528 and encodes 454 amino acids.